Molecule: messenger RNA, 3026 nt
Organism: Anopheles coluzzii
Lineage: Eukaryota; Metazoa; Arthropoda; Insecta; Diptera; Culicidae
Product: calpain-B-like
Exons: 6
Coding region: 223-2832 (869 amino acids)
Biological process (GO): proteolysis
Cellular component (GO): cytoplasm
Molecular function (GO): calcium ion binding; calcium-dependent cysteine-type endopeptidase activity
Source: RefSeq, a predicted model, not a curated record
CAAAUACUUUGCGCGCAUACUUCGAUGCCCGGUUUUCAGUUCGCAAUCGUACGCCGAUUCGGGCGGAUGUGUACCGCACGGGGCAUCAGAUAAACGCGCAUUGAAAGUGUUUGGCGCGAUCGCGUCCCCGCAGUUGAUCUCUUGUGUUGUGUUGUUGCGGGCGGGUGGUAGCAAGCCGAAGAGAAUUGAAGCGUGAACCGUGUGUUUGUCUUGAGUGUCAAUAUGCCAGCCAUAACGAGGACCGGCAACCGGGCGAACGAGGAACUGCUGAAGGCAACGCGCCGGUCCACCCAAAGGGGCAUCGUAACAUCCCCAACAACGACGACGACCACCAGCAGCAGCAGUAGCAGUGGCCGCAUCACGACGACACUGGUCAAACCGACGCUCCACCAGUCCCGUACGCGCUUCAUGCCGAUCGAGUUUGAUCGCAAUGGUCGUGCCUACCCAAAGCCCGAUCCGCAGCGACCGGCGUACGUGCAGGACUACUACAAGCUGCGCACGGACUGUCUCCGGGCUGGCAAGCUGUUCGAGGAUCCGGAGUUCCCCGCCGACGAUAGUUCGCUUCACUUUUCCUCCUUUGCCGGCCGCCAGUCGCAGUACAAGUGGUUGCGACCGCACGAAAUCAGCCCGGAGGCGGUGUUCGAUGUGGAUGGGUUUUCCCGCUUCGACAUCCAGCAGGGACUGCUGGGGGAUUGUUGGUUGCUGGCGGCGGCCGCUAAUCUUACCACCUUUCCGGUGCUGUUUAGUCGCGUCGUGCCGGAUGAUAACGAUCGUAUCCAGGGCGGUCGGAAGGGGGUGGACUAUGCUGGUAUCUUUCACUUUCGCUUCUGGCGCUUCGGUCAGUGGUACGAUGUGGUGGUGGAUGAUCGACUACCGACGAUACGAGGGCAGUUGGUGUACAUCAAAUCUUCCACGAAGCAUGAGUUCUGGAGCGCCCUGUUGGAGAAGGCGUACGCGAAGCUGUUCGGGUCGUAUGAGGCCCUGUCCGGUGGAUCUGCAAGCGAAGCGAUGGAAGACUUUACCGGUGGCUUGACAGAGGGAUACGAGAUGAAGGACGCUCCCGAGGGGCUGUUCGAGAUGAUCGAGAAAGGAUGCAACAACUACGCGAUGUUUGCGUGCAGCAUUGAGGCGGGAGCGGGGGAGAUGGAGCAGGUGACACCGCAGGGUCUGGUGAAGGGUCAUGCGUACUCCAUCACGAAAGCGCAAGCGGUUGAUAUCGAGACGCCACGGGUGAAGGGAAAGAUACAGCUGCUCCGGCUGCGCAAUCCGUGGGGCAACGAGAACGAAUGGAACGGGGCGUGGAGUGACAAGUCGCCCGAGUGGCGCUUCAUCAACGAGGACACGAAACGCUCGAUCGGGCUGACUUUCGAGGUGGAUGGGGAGUUUUGGAUGUCCUUUCCGGACUUUCGCAAGUGCUUCGAUCGGGUGGAGAUGUGCCACCUCAGCCCGGACUGUCCGAUCGCUCUGCAGGAGAGUCGGUUCGCGUGGAGGCAGUGCGCGUUCGAGGGAGAGUGGGUGCUGGGCAGUACGGCCGGUGGGUGCCGUAACUAUCCGGACACGUUCUGGCACAACCCACAGUACGUGAUCCGGCUCGAUGAUCCCGAUGCGGACGAUGAGGCGAAGCUGUGUACGCUGAUCGUGUCGUUGAUACAGAAGAAUCGACGCUCGAAGCGGAAUAAGGGCAUCACGUGUCUUACGAUCGGGUUCGCGAUCUACCGGGUGGAGCCGAGUGAUCUACAGCGGAAGCCACUGCCGAGAGAGUUCUUCACGUCGCAUCUGUCGGCGGCAAAGUCGACGUUUAUUAAUCUGCGCGAGGUUACGUGUCGGUUCCGGUUGCCGCCCGGAUCGUACGUGAUCAUACCGUCGACGUUUGAGCCGAACGAGGAGGGCGAGUUUAUGAUCCGGGUGUUCUCGGAGUGUGCGGCCAACAUGCAGGAGAACGAUAGUGCGAUCGGAGUUGGUACACCGACGGAUCCAUCACCAUCCAAACCUUCAGCUGGAGUUGGUCCACCAUCUAAACCUUCGCCGAAAGACGUAGACACGGGAGUUACUGACGCACAGCGUGCCACCAUGGAGCGGCUCUUCAUCGAAGUGGCCGGUGAGGACGGUGAGGUCGACUGGAUGGAGCUGAAGCUGGUGCUUGAUCGUUGCUUCCGCGAAGACAUCGUCAAAGCAUCCCGUGGCAUCUCCCGCACGUAUCAAAGCACCCGAACGACUCCACUGGAAAAGCAACAAUCUGUGGCCGGCACAGCUUCGGCCGCCAUCUCCCAGACGAGCCUGGAGCGAAGCCUGUGCGGGAUGUGGAGUACACUGCAGAACCUGUUCCGGGAUAUUGCCGGUGGAGACAACAGCCCGCCGGCAGCGGCGAACGGAGAGCGUCGCGAGCUGAUGAGGAGUGAAAAUGUCACCCAAGUGCAUGCGGAUCCAUCCAAUCCAGGCUUUUCGAAGGAUGCGUGCCGUUCAAUGGUGGCCAUGCUGGAUGAGGACGGCUCUGGUAAGCUGGGACUGGCCGAAUUCCAGAAGCUGCUGGCCGAUAUCGCCCGCUGGAAGGGUGUGUUCAAGCAGUACGAUAGCGAUCAGAGUGGCCGGAUCAGUCCGUUUGAGCUGCGGGCAGCGCUACAGUCGGCAGGCUACACGCUGAACAAUCACAUCAUCAACAUGCUGAUGCAUCGGUACGGUUCGAAGGAGGGUGAGAUAUGGUUCGACGACUUCAUUACCUGUGCCGUGAAGAUCCGGACCAUGUUCGACAUCUUCAGAGCGCGGGAUCUAAGCAACAGGAAUGAGGCUCGCUUCACGCUGGAGGAAUGGAUCACGAAAACGAUCUACUCGUAAAGUACGAAGGAAGUUUGUUAUCAAAUUAUAUGGACCAGUGGAAAAUGCGUGACAUAGUCACCUCAUUUCUCUUGCACAACUGUAAUCGUAAAUGUUUGCUGAAACUCUGUGUUCGGUGUAUUUGCAAGUACACAUUAAAGUUAGUGUUUUGAAUGUCGUCUCAAAGACGACGAUAAAUGUACGAUCAAAUCGAA